AGGGAGGGGAAGCGUUGUGCUCUGCACGGCCCCAUUAAAGGCUCUGCCCUUCUCUUAUCAUCUCCCCCAUGCAGCAGCAGCUCACAUAUCCCUUAUCACAUCCUCCUCUCCCGCAGCUGCACCACACGCUGCCUGCUGCUCCUUCAUAGGGAAGCGGGUGAGUUUAAUAACCGAGAAAUCGCGCUACUGAGCAAAUACAAACCACUUUUAAUGGACACACUGAAAUAAGCAAAUUCCGUAACAGCUGAGGUAACCAAGAACACAACAACCACACUCCCUCAACUCCACGCCCCACCAGGCUCCGCACAUGCGCCCAGUCGCCGCUGUGUCUGGAGGCGGAGCUCGCCAUUUCCCGUAGGGCCGCCGAGCGGUCCCGGCCCCGCCAUGGAGAAGCUGCGGCGGGUGCUGAGCGGACAGGACGACGAGGAGCAAGGGCUGACGGCACAGGUUCUCGAUGCCUCAACACUUAGCUUUGGUACACGAGUCAAGUGGUUUGCCAUAUGUUUCAUUGCUGGCGUUGCAUGUUCUAUUCUUGGAACAGCAUUGUUAUGGCUCCCAAGGGGAAUCAAACUUUUUGCAUUGUUUUACACCCUGGGAAACAUUGCUGCAUUGGCCAGUACGUGUUUCCUGAUGGGGCCACUGAAGCAACUGAAGGCGAUGUUUGAGCCCAAAAGAUUAGUUGCUACACUUGUAAUGCUGCUUUUUCUAGUUUUGACGCUGUGUGCUGUUUUAUGGUGGAACAAAAAAGGUUUGGCACUGUUAUUCUGCAUAUUGCAGUCCUUGGCAAUGACCUGGUAUAGCUUGUCAUACAUUCCUUAUGCAAGGGAUGCUGUGAUAAAAUGCUUCACGUCUUGUCUGGAAUAAAUUGCAAACAAGGACGCUGUGUACUUUAAAGCAACUCCUCUAUCAUCUUCCCUUGGAAAGCCUUACUUUUCCACUCCUGCAAUUCCCAGUAACACUUUAGUAUUUGCCUCCCCUUUUGCCUCCAGGGGGUUAAAUAACUUUUACUAGAAGCAGCUUUCAAAACACACGGGAUGAACUGUUUACCCCGGAACCUUUGGGCUUUUUAACCAAAAAAAACAAAGUACUUUUAAACACUUUGCAAAGAGCAGCCUUAAAACUGCCCUGCAUGCAGUCACACAGCUCGUUCCCCAGCGCAGGUGGGCUGCUGCAGUGCAGGAUAGGCUGCAUGCAUUGGGUUUGCAUUUACAGCUCUGUCUGAAACCUGCAGCGCUGCUUCUGUUUGUGUCACAUUUCUUGUGUGCUUUUCCAAAGACAGUUUUAUGAGCAUUGUAAGGAUGUGGUGAGGUAACUUCUGCCUGUGUUUUGUGGAGAGAGCUUAAGGAGAAUACGUGGAAGUUGUGUUAAAAGCGCAUUGAUUUUAUUAAAACUAUAUUCUCAACUUUUUUACUUUUAAACAUAAAAGCUGUUUACUAAGCGAACUUGUGAAUAAUGUCUAAAUAAAUGAGUUGUGAGAGAAAUCAGCUUGAAA
This is a messenger RNA of Coturnix japonica (Japanese quail), 1492 nucleotides long. It is a transcript of the gene SFT2D1, whose product is annotated as SFT2 domain containing 1. NCBI's taxonomy places the organism in Eukaryota, Metazoa, Chordata, Aves, Galliformes, Phasianidae. Gene Ontology annotation, cellular component: membrane. The record is from RefSeq and is a predicted model, not a curated record. Gene Ontology annotation, biological process: vesicle-mediated transport.